Molecule: messenger RNA, 597 nt
Organism: Beta vulgaris subsp. vulgaris (sugar beet)
Lineage: Eukaryota; Viridiplantae; Streptophyta; Magnoliopsida; Caryophyllales; Amaranthaceae
Product: glutathione S-transferase T3-like
Exons: 1
Coding region: 1-597 (198 amino acids)
Source: RefSeq, a predicted model, not a curated record
AUGUCCCAACACUUUCAGGCAUCGGUAGGUGGAGAGCCACUUCCAGAAUUUGAUACUUCAUUGCGAUCUCGUGCUGCAUCAGUAGAAGGUGAUGAUGAUGAUGAAGAAGACAAGAUUGAGGACAAUGAUGGUGAAGAUGGAGACACGCAAUCUGAAAAAAUGUCGAGACAAUUGUGGUCGCACGCUGAAGAAGAAGUCCUGGUAAAAUCAUGGCUGCUGGUUAGUACAGAUAAAUAUGUUGGUACGAACCAAAAGAGAAAUACGUUUUGGGGUAGAGUUACUGAUACAUUUGACCAAGUUAGACGUUAUAGAAACAGAUGUUGGGAAGAAAGGGUUCAAGGGAUUAGGGAGUCUGAUUUAUUAAAGGAGAGAGAAAUGGAGCCCCUUAGAAGUCGUUGGAAGAGGAUUGAUGCAAGUGUUUCACAGUUUGUUGGAGCAUAUGCUCAUGCUGAGGCAAGGAGAACAAGCGGUCAAUCUGAUGAUGAUGUUAUGAAGACUGCAUUUUCCAUAUACAAGAGUGACUCGAAGAGACAUGCCGAGUUUCAAGACAAGCAUUGUUGGGAAAUUCUAAAGGGGCAGACCAAUGGAAGCCUGUAG